Mytilus californianus (California mussel) is the source of this 3696-nucleotide messenger RNA. Its product is annotated as protein dispatched homolog 1-like. Bases 1 to 3459 code for a protein of 1152 amino acids. The transcript is spliced from 4 exons. The record is from RefSeq and is a predicted model, not a curated record. Gene Ontology annotation, cellular component: membrane. Lineage: Eukaryota; Metazoa; Mollusca; Bivalvia; Mytilida; Mytilidae.
AUGAGGAGUAACUGGGAGGAAAAGAAUUUUUACAAUGAAAUAUCCCUUCAAAUAAAUUUGACCUCUUUAGAGGAUCAGUAUCAAGGACAAGUUAAACCUAAACAUAAGACAUUCUACACAAGAGUGGUAGUUCACUACCCAUAUAUGGUUUUCCUUGUCGUCUUUGUUGUUAUAGCCACCUGUUUAGUCUUGUCUUUGACCCUUGUAGAAUUCCCUACGUUUGGUAACCCACUGGAUGGAUUUGAACCAAGAGGGACAAAAAUUGGACAAAGACUCAAUACAUUUGGCAACAUUUAUGAGAACAAAGGAAAUAAGCUUUCAUUGCUCCCGUCCAACUUCCACUCUCUUCUUAAAGAUAUUGAUGAUUCUGAUGCAGCUACCAAUGAACAGAACCAAACAGAUGUAUUGUCUAAAAGAAGUACCAAAAAUAAUGAUUAUUUCUGUGAAUUUUCUAGUCAGAAAUAUAGUCAAUUUGCACAUAUUGCCUUUACUGCAGAGGACAGCUCUAAUCUCUUCACUGCUGAAAAUAUACGACAGAUGUGUUACAUAGAAGAACAAAUUAUUCGAACCCAUUCCUCCUUUAAAGAAUUGUGCUUGACUAAAGCUAGCAAUGAUUGUUGUCCCAGUUGGUCACUAGGAAACUAUAUAUCUAGGCUGUCACAUAAAUCAAAUUGCUCACAGAUUACACAAGAGGAUGUAAAUAAGGUGUAUAAAACUCUUGAUAAAUGCUCAGCAUACUAUUUUAAUUACACUUUGGAACAUGAUUGUGAAGCUAUGAAGCGAAGUGGAAGAGUUUAUUCCCGUUGUAAAGGCAUUCCAAGAAAGUGUAUACGUUUAAAUGGUGUCUUCAAUAUUUUACAUCAUAUUACCGACAUGAAUUUUAUACCAGAAAGUGCCAAACAACACACAAAACCUUUUUUACGCUAUGCUAUAACCUUUUUACCAAUUUCUUACAGCAUUGAUACAGUGGAGUUAUACAACCACAUUGAAUCAUGGGUAGGAUCAAGCAAUCAAAAUAUCAAAAUAGCAGGGAUAGAUUUUGGUAUAAAGUACACGCUGUUUAGUGAAUACCUUUUAAAAGAUACAAUUUGGAUAAUUGGUGCUAUCUGUAUAAUUUUUAUACUAGUAUGGAUCUAUACAGCCUCCAUCUUUGUUACAUUUAUGACAUUUGUUGUUAUUGGAUCUUCCUUAGUUAUGUCUUAUUUUCUCAACCAGAUUAUUUUCGAAAUCAAAUUUUUUCCAUACAUGAAUCUUGUUACUGCUGUUAUGGUUAUAGCUAUUGGUGCUGAUGAUGUUUUUGUAUAUUGUAAAGUAUGGCAUUUAUCCAAAUCUGAGAGAAACAAUGGAACUAUGGAGAAAAUAGUGCAUGAUACACUCCAUCAUGCCACCUUAUCGAUGUUUGUUACCAGUUUAACUACUUCAGCUGCUUUGUUUUCAAAUGGUGCUAGCUCAAUCACCGCCAUUAAAUGUUUUAGCAUCUAUGCGGGGACAACUAUAUUAUGUAAUUUUUUAAUCAUGAUUACAUUAAUUCCUGCCACUCUUAUUAUCAAUGAUAAAUGGUGCAAUUGUGAGAGCUGGUACAAUCCAGAAUUUUCAUCAAAUAAAAACGUGAGUUACUUUUUAUGCAAAAUACCAUACAAAGUGUAUCAUUCUAUAUCUGAUUGGUCAAGGAUAUUUUUUGAAAAGUUGCUGCCUUUUAUCAUAGUGAAGUUUAGACAUAUAUGGAUAUUUGUACUAGGUGCUUUAGGCAUUGGAGGAGUGGUUGUGAUAUUCUUCUAUCCUAAGCUCAAACUACCAUCAUCAGAUAAAUUUCAAGUUUUUUCAUCCAAUCAUUUAAUUGAAAAAUAUGAAUUCCAAAUAAGACACAAUUUCCGAUUUGAAAAAUCUAAAGAUAUUGAAGAAUUUACCUUGUUGCCUUUGACAUUUGUAUGGGGUGCAUUUGCAACAGACAAAGGAGACUAUUUAAAUCCAGCUAGUCGUGGAAGUUUGGAAUUCGACAAAACAUUCAAUGCAAUUACUCCAAGUGCUCAAACAUGGUUGUUGCAAUUUUGUAAUAAACUGAAAAAUACUGAUUUUUAUCAGGAGACACCAGGAUAUCAGCUCACAAAUUGUUUUUUUGAUAAAUUUCGUGAUUAUUUACAAAAGCCUUGUCUGUUUGUAGAUGAUUUUCCAUGUUGUAAUAAUACAUAUCCAAAAUCAGAAGAAAUUUCGUAUUGUUUAUAUAAAUACAUUCCAAUGCUCAUGAAUACUCCAGGUGUUCAGUACAGUCAGAUUACUCCAGGCAUAAGAUACAAAGACAAUAGUAUCAGUCUUAUUAUUGUGGAAUACAUGAGCAAUGUACAGUUUUCAUUUUCUUACUCAAAGACCAAAGAUUUUUAUACUAAAGUUAACAGCUGGUUUACUCAGGAACUUCAAUCAGCACCACCCGAAAUGAAAAAUGGCUGGUUUGUCAGCAACCUAGCUAUGUUUGAUCUCCAGAAUAGUCUUUCAGAAGAAACACCCAUUACCAUGGGGAUUUCUCUUGGUGUUGUUGCUGCUGUGAUUUUUAUAACUACAUUAAAUGUUUUCAUCAGUAUUUUUGCAUUGAUUAGUGUUGCAUGUAUUAUGUUUCUCACCAUUGGAACAUUGGUGCUCCUGAAUUGGGAACUGAAUAUAUUAGAAGCUGUGAUCCUUACUGUAGCACUUGGCAUGUCAGUAGAUUAUACUCUUCAUUAUGCUGUAGUUUAUCGAUUAUCUCCAGAUAUUGACCGUGAGAAUAGAAUUGUGAGUUGUGUUCAUAGUAUGGGAAGUGUCAUCACUAUGGCAGCAAUUACCACAUUCCUAGCUGGUGCAUUAAUGAUGCCAGCCACAGUUUUAGUGUAUAAGAAAUUUGGCAUCUUUCUAAUGCUGGUCAUUUCUGUAAGUUGGACUUAUUCAACAAUCUUUUUCCUUUCAUUGUUAUGUAUUUUUGGUCCAAUGGGUAAUUUUGGACAAUUCAAUUGGCCAACUUGUGAAGUCUGUGUUGCAGCUCCAGAGGAACAUCAAGAUAAAACUCGAUAUACUAUUUCUGAAUUAUCCUCAACAAGCACAUAUCCUCACACAACCAGUACAGCCACAACUUCAACAAGUGAGUCAAGAGAACUUGAAUCUAUAUCUGACGAUCCAAUAGACCCUUUUCCUCUACCUCAACGAAGAAGAUCAAGAUCAAGAGGUCAGUAUCAUGAAUAUAUGAAAGCUCGUACAAGGAGUGACAGUCCUGAAGAACUAAGGCCUGGAAGAACUGAAGGUUAUCAUUCCAGAAGAGGAAGUCGUGUAAGAUUUUCUAUAGGAAGUAUAGAAAAAACAAGUCCCAGUCAUGAAAUUGAUACUGAACCAAAACGAUAUGGUAAAAGAAGAUCGGUGGCAGAGGAUUCAGUAUUUGAGGUAUCAGAGGAAUCAAUGUCCUCUCCAGUAGAGGGCAGUAAAACAGAAGUUCAUUAAUCCUACUGUACCAUCAUAAGAAAAGUUUUCUUUGCUUUAGGUAUCAAUUUUUCCAUCUUAUAAAUGGGAAUCUGAUAACUUUUUACAUUUGUUUUUUUUUUUUAUAUUCAAAGGUCUAAAAUGUUUAUAUUCCAAAGGUUGAAAGUGUUACAUUUUCUUGUGAUGGUAGGAAUGUCAUUUAAUAUUUGUUAAAAAAAAUUUAUAGUGGUCUAUUAUUUCAACAUUUUUAUAUCUGAC